This is a messenger RNA of Pyrus x bretschneideri (Chinese white pear), 1705 nucleotides long. Its product is annotated as probable transcription factor At3g04930. The coding region runs from base 142 to 1437 and encodes 431 amino acids. Gene Ontology annotation, cellular component: nucleus. The transcript has a single exon. Gene Ontology annotation, biological process: regulation of DNA-templated transcription. The record is from RefSeq and is a predicted model, not a curated record. NCBI's taxonomy places the organism in Eukaryota, Viridiplantae, Streptophyta, Magnoliopsida, Rosales, Rosaceae.
CAACCACUUCUCUUUCUCUCUCUCUCUCUCUCUCUCUCUCUAAACAUAAUUUCUAACCCCACCCACGACGUACUCCCCCCACCCGCCAAUUUUACCCGAAAUUCCCAUAACGCCCUCCCCCGUCACCGCCGCGACGUUAUCAUGGCUCCCGACCAAGACGACGCCGUUCUCCCCGAAGGCGACCUCUCCUCCUCCUCUCAGGACGAGGAAGAAGACGACGACGUCGUCGAUGAGGACGAGGAAGAAGAUGACGUCGACGUCGACGACGACGACGACGUCAUCAACUCCGCCUCCCCUUCCACGUCAUCCGCCGGCGCCACGGAUUCUCUCCCCGUCGCCAUCGCCACCGCAACUCCAACCGUCACCGUCGCCCUUCCCGCUCGGGCCCCGCCUACCGUGCCUCUGACCCUCGCUUCUGCUCCAACCACCGUAAUCACAAACGACGCCGUGUUGUCGUCCGAUCCCAAACGGCACCCCGCGUUGUCGUCCCUGCCGGAGGAGAAAAAACCGGCUGUGCUCGACGAUUCUCGGAGAUUAUUUCAGAGGCUGUGGACCGACGAGGACGAGAUCGAGCUUUUACAGGGCUUCCUCGACUACACGACGCAGCGAGGCAGCAGAGGCUCGCACCAGGGCCCAAACGACACCGCUUUGUUCUACGACCAGAUCAAGUGCAAGCUCCAGCUUGACUUCAACAAGAACCAGCUCGUCGAGAAGCUCCGGCGGCUGAAGAAGAAGUACCGAAACGUAGUCACCAAAAUCGAGAGCGGCAAAGAGGUCAGCUUCAAGAGCCCUCACGAUCAGGCCACCUUCGAGAUCUCCCGCAAGAUCUGGAGCAAUAUCGGCCGAAUUGGCGCCGCCGACGAGAACGCCCUCGACGAUGAAGAUCCGAUCCCUAACCCUAACAAUCCUAAUUUCAACAGUUACGAUAUAAAGGCCGAGGAGGCUGCCGGUUUCGCCGGCGAUAAGAAGUCCACGCCGAGAUCACGCAAACGCUCGCGAAUACAGCCAAGGGCCGACGAGAAACCCCCUCCUCCGCCGCUACGUGGCGGUUUCGUUGAGCCAACACCGGUAAUAAAAGAUAAUAAGAACGGCAUUAACAGUAACAAUGGUGGUGCUGGUACUAAUGGCAGCAAUUGUAAUGUUCACGGGUUGAUUGAGGAGACGGUGAAGAGUUGUCUGUCUCCAUUGUUCAAGGAGUUACUGAGUAAUGCAAUGGGUGUCGGGCCAUCCAGAGGGUUCGGAGGGUUGGCAUUCAAUCCGAUUCCAUUGAGCUUCGGCGGGCCUUUGAUGAACUUGAAUUUCGGGGGCGGGGAAGUGGCGGAUGACAAGUGGAGGAAGCAGCAGAUUUUGGAGUUGGAGGUGUACUCGAAGCGAUUGGACUUGGUUCAGAAUCAGAUAAAAGUUGCAUUGGAUGAGUUGCGGUCCAAUGGCGGGUGAACAAUCGAUUGAAGGAAGGCAUUGAUGUAAGUUCGGGGACUCUUCAGAACCUUGAAUUCUUUGUUCAUAUAAAUUUGCUUGAUCAAUGCUGCAGCAGGUGUUUGCAUUUUACGAUUUUUUUUCCUUCUUUUGUUGAUUUCAUAGAACAGUUUAUGAAUAAUGGUUUUCCGAUCGUUGUCUAGUCGUUUCAUAGUUUUGUCCAUACUCUUUAGACGUGUAGAUAAUUGAUGAAUAAUUUAUAAAUUAGAAAGUUUUCGCUUCUUUCCCA